Messenger RNA from Brugia malayi, 1902 nucleotides. RefSeq names its product signal peptide peptidase family protein (gene Bma-imp-1). Bases 1 to 1902 code for a protein of 633 amino acids. Gene Ontology annotation, molecular function: aspartic endopeptidase activity, intramembrane cleaving. Gene Ontology annotation, biological process: membrane protein proteolysis. The record is from RefSeq and is a predicted model, not a curated record. The transcript is spliced from 15 exons. Lineage: Eukaryota; Metazoa; Nematoda; Chromadorea; Rhabditida; Onchocercidae. Gene Ontology annotation, cellular component: Golgi-associated vesicle membrane; cytoplasmic side of endoplasmic reticulum membrane; lysosomal membrane.
AUGAUGCGGCAGCAUAUCGUUAUUGGCAAUAUUAUCUUUAUAAUUAUUUGUGGAUAUGGUAUAGUUGAAACACGUGGAUAUUACGAUUCAAGUUAUGCUUUUAUGUUUGUCAAGAAUGAAAUUACGCAAAAAAAGCAGACGUUCUGUGUUAAUUAUGAGCAAUGGCGAGUACAACAGAUAGCAAAAGACGUUAAAAAUGCUGAGAUAUUACGACUUGAUUGGUGGGGUGGAAUCAUUAACAACACUAAUGUUUGCAACAAAGGUAAACCAGUUUUAUUAGAGAAGAAAGUAGUAGCACUGAAUUAUCGUCUGAAACUCGAAGAUGGCAGUUGUGCGAUUCCGUUUAUCAUGAAGAAUGCAAGCUUUAAGAGAGCUUUACAAUAUGAAGUAGACCAGUUGGCUUCAAGAAAUGCUAGUGCUGCCAUUAUUCUCAUUGAUAAGGGUCGUAAAUAUGUUACCAAAUGGGCAGAUUAUUUGUUUUCGGAAUUUUACGAUCCGGAUUUCAAUCAGUCCACUAAAUUGCCGGCAUUUUUCAUGUACACUGCUACAUUCUUCAACGAAAUGCUGCAACUGAGCAGUGAUGGAAGUGGCAGAGAAUUAUUAUUGCAGUUCUAUAGACCGUUGAAUUCUCGAUGGGAUAUAUCCAUGUUAAUUAUAUGGCUUAUAGCUGUAUUUUGUGUAACACUAGGCGGUUACUGGGCUGCUCUUCGAAAAAUAUACGAAGAAAUUGUUACUUUGCGUGGACCUCACCAAAUCUCGACUAACGUUAUGCAGAAAUCAAGAAGUUGCCUAAAUGAUGAACAAAUGACAACUUCAGCAAAUUGCUUAUUCAUUAUUAUUAUAAUGCUUGUUGUUGUUGGUGUUUUAAUGCUUGGUUUCUAUUUUCGAGGUGUUAUGGUGUUCAUUUUCAAUAUAUUACUUGCAAUCAUUGGUACAUUUAGUAUUCAUCGUUGUUUAACGGCAUUAUUUGGAUCGAUAUGCAAAUGUGGCCAUUGUCGGGUAUGCAUUUCGAUGAAUGACAUAACACAGUCAAUAUUCCGCCGUGAUCUAUUCAACUACGAGUGCUGCACCGAACGACCACUUGUGAUGUCUGUGGUGGUUUUCAUCGGUGCAGCAUCAUUUUGUGUCACCUGGUUUACAAUCCGACGUGAUCCAUAUGCAUUUGUAUUGCUUGAUAUCAUCAACAUUACUGUUUGUAUCCAUAUUUUGAAAGGCAUUCGAUUUCCGAAUCUGAUGUGGUUAACAGUUUUACUGACAUGCAUGUUUAUGUAUGAUAUAUUUAUGGUCUUUAUUACACCUUUUCUUACCAAAAAUGGAUGUUCUGUGAUGAUUGAGGUUGCAGCUGGAACAGAUUGUUCAAAAACAAAUGGUGGUUAUCCUAUAGCACCAAUUAAUACUGAGAUACCGGAAAAGUUUCCGAUGCUUUUUCAAGUGCCACGAUUAAGUGACCCAAUGAUUUCAUGCAUUGAUUUAGCAAUUGAGAAGGAAUUUCAUCCAGUAAUCCUUGGAUUGGGUGAUAUUAUAGUACCUGGUUAUCUGAUCUGUUUUUGCUUUACCGUUGAUUUCGUUGUUCGAACACGUUAUCUUUAUGGAUUUAUUUCAGUUAGCGGUUAUGGAAUUGGUCUUAUUGUAACAUUCGUCGCUUUAACAUUGAUGGAAACCGCUCAGCCUGCUUUAAUUUAUCUAAUACCUUUUACAUUAGGACCCAUCAUUAUACUUGCGCUCAUUCGGCGAGAGUUUAAGGUUCUUUGGAUUGGAGAUUUUCCGAAAUCUGAGAAUUCUUCUCAUAUUUCGCGAAAUUCUGCCGCGGAUACGGCCAGUAGUGCUGUUAAUUCGGGUAGUAUUGGUUUUGAUGAAGUUUCUGUGACAUUACCAGCAGUUUUACCAUGUAAUACAGGUUAA